AUUUGUUGCUGCUGCUGCGGCCGUGCGGCCGUUUUCAAUGCCACCGAAUCCUCCAACGGUGCACAAGCAUGGAGUGGAAAUCAUGUAUCUGUGCGACGGCGAGGUCCCAUAUGUCUGCAUGGAGAGCGGGUCGCCCUUCCAUGAGUACGCAUCCAGCAUGCUUCAAUGCGCCCUCAGUAGUGGUACCAAGGCAGAUGGCCUCUAUACCUACUGCAACGAUAAGCGACUCAAUGUCGAACUGAAUAGAUUAAGCAUGAAGCCAGCCGAGUACAUGGUGGCGCAGGUGAAACAACCGCGCAUGGAACAUGUCAAAGCUGUUGGCGGCACCAAGCGUUCUUUGUUGAUCGGCCUGGUCAUUAGUAUUGUGAAUAGCAAACUCGUCCCACUCUCCGAGUUGUGGGAGCUCAUGGAUUCCUACGGCUUGCGCAGACAAUUCGAGGAGCUUCUGGUUGCAGCGCCGGCGCCGACGUUUUCGGCGAAAAAACGGACGGAGAAGGCGUCGAAGGCGUCGUCCAAUGGGUGGGAGGGCAAGUGGAAAGACGAUUGGGGCUCAGGAGAAUGGGAAGACUGGGGCAAGUGGAAAGACAAGAGCUCCGGCUACGACAAUAGCUAUGGCAGUUAUGGCAGCUAUAGCAAGUACAGCUAUGACUACAAAGAUUGGUCCAAAGCCAGUCGAAGUCGUUCGGCACCCAGAGGUGACUCCUUCAAGCCUGCACAGAGCCAACGAUCGGCCUCUCAAGGUACUGAGAGGAGUCACAAGAGUGCAAAGUUCAGCAGAUCCGUCCACGCAGACGGUGAAGAGCCGAAAGGUGAGAAAGGUGGCGACGAAACCGAGACUUGGAAGGAGCCUACAAAGAAGAAGCCUCGCACAGAGAUCCAGGCCCCUGAGCGACCAGAGCGAGAAGUUUCAGGGGCUAGCCUCUUCAAGGAGGCGAUUGCCACUCUCCCUGAGACUGUCUACGGUCACGAUGAUCGUCACGACGACCGAGAAGCGCCGUGGAUAGGUGGGCCGCCCGGGCCCGGUGGGCCUGGUGCUCGGCGGAGAGAAGGUCGAACCAACGGAAGGUCCACUCCCGAAGUCUCGGACAAACCCUUGGAGGGCAAAAACAGCGAUGUGGAGCGGCCCUUUAUGCGAUUCGAUGGCUCCCCACGGGCAGAGGAUGUACGACCACUGCCUGUGUUGCGCGAGGCUUUCUCGCGAGCAAAGGAGCGCUGGGAGAGUAGCAGGGACUGGAGCUACGUGGGAGAGAUGCUGCGGAGCAUCCGGCAAGACUUGACCAUUCAGAUGGUGCAAGACGCUUUUGUUGUCGAGGUUCAUGAAUAUUGGGCCCAAGUGGCACUGGAGUUUGGUGACUUCAAACAGUUUGACCAGGCAGCUGCUCAAUUGGAGGUCUACUACGUGGAUCCCACUUUGGAAAGUGGCGCAGGGAAGGUGCAAGAAGUCCUUGCCUGGCGCCUGCUGUAUUUCACCUUGGAGGGAGAAGGUUUAGCCACGACGGAGUUUCUGCGGCGCUUUUGGGGGCGCUUGGACAACAGUCCAGUGGUCAAGUUCGCUCGAAGGCUCCGUAGAGUCAUGAGCCAGCGAUGUUUCUCGCAAGCAAUCAAGUUGCUGUCCACGAAUCCGGAAGACGUGCCAGCGCUACCACAGAGUCUCAGGAAUGAGCUGUUGCGCAGAGCACGGCUAUUGCAGCUGAUGGGUUUGUGCAAGGCACUGAAGGACAGAUUGACCAAGGAGACCUUGGAAUCAUUCGGGCUGGCGCAGGAUGAUGAGGACAAGGCCACUACGCUGCCCAUUGUCUACAUGAAGGAUGAAUGCCAGAUUGAUGCUCAAGCGACACAUGAGCAGGCUGCCAAAGAGUUGGAACCUACCGCCCUUCGUUCAGCCACGCCAGGACAGGUUCGCAUCAAACGACGCCUUGGACGUCAGCAUGAGGAUCAUCUCAAUGGGUUCAUGCGGGCUCCACCUGUACGAGAGAUUUCAGCACCCAAGGAGAAGGAAAAGACCAAGGUGACCAAACCACGGAUGGUGGAUUGAUGGCGUGGAGCGGCCAAGUUGCUUUCCAGUUCCGAUUCUGCUGGUCGUUGUUCA
Cladocopium goreaui is the source of this 2089-nucleotide messenger RNA. NCBI's taxonomy places the organism in Eukaryota, Dinophyceae, Suessiales, Symbiodiniaceae. The record is from the annotation of a GenBank genome assembly.